This is a messenger RNA of Aegilops tauschii subsp. strangulata, 1873 nucleotides long. Lineage: Eukaryota; Viridiplantae; Streptophyta; Magnoliopsida; Poales; Poaceae. The record is from RefSeq and is a predicted model, not a curated record.
UUCGAACCGGACUCCCUCCCCACCUCUGUUCGAACCAAAAUAGUCCCUCUUCCAGCCCUAGCGGCGCCGCGGCCACGUUGAACCGGCGGAAGCAAUCGCAGGACCCUGGCUAGCCGCGGAAGUCGUCGAUGUAGAAGAUACCCUGGGAGAGCGACAGGUUCAUGGGCUCCCCGUCCAUUCGCCGCGCCGAGGAAAAGCGCCCAGCUCGUCGAUCUCGAUGACGGUAUCGAGUCGCAAUGAGCUCUGUGAGCAAUUACCCCGUUGGGCCACAAGGCCACACCCGAGCGGAUGCCGCUGCAGAAUGCCGGAGGCAAUGGCGGAGGCUUUGCCGACUGCUUCUGAGUUCUGACACAGUCUCUCCAGUUCAGGGAGGCCGUCCUCUGUGACCCUUCAACAGGUUCUGUCAUUUCCUUCGAAAGAACAAGGAAAAUUGCAGUGAUAUUCAAUUGAACCCAACUUAUUUAGUAUAUGCCUAACUUUCCCCCAGAAAUUUUAAAAACAUAUACUUCUGGGAAUGAUGUUGUAGAAGUGUGUAACUUUGACAGUUCGUUGAGAAUGAAUUAAAUGUUCAUACACGUACAUGGCCCUUCCGGUUUGACGUCCAAGGGUACAGAGGUGGACUCCCAGCCUUGCUCUACCGACCGGAGACAUGGACCAAGGUGAGCAAUAUAAUCUUUAUUGAUAGUCCUGUUGGGUCUGGGUUCUCGUACGGCACAUUGGAGGAAGGGUUCAUAUCUAGUGAUACCACGGCAGUUAAAAGGCUAGUCGUCUUUCUCAAAAAGUGGUUACGUGGACACCCCCAGUUCCUCUCAAAUUCACUUUAUGUUGGCGGUGAAUCAUAUUGUGGUAUGAUCAUACCCACUCUUGCCCUGGAAAUACACAUAUCAAAUAAAGAAUCUGGCGAAGAACCACUUCUUAACCUCAAGGGGUACUUUGCCGGGAAUCCAGUGACUGACGACAGGUUUGACACCGCUGGUAAAGUCCAAUUUUUUCAUGGCAUGGGAUUGCUAUCGGACGAACUUUACGAGUUUGCCAUGGAGAACUGCGGAGGAAAUUAUAGUGAUCCACCCAAUGUGUUAUGCGCCGAGUCCAUCCAAGCUAUUGCCGAUUGCACAAAAGAUAUCAACUUGUCCCACAUCCUGGAACCCAAAUGCGAGGCAAUAUGGAGCCCCAGGAUUCAGCAAGCAGCUGCAAGAAAUGGAACAAGUGGGCUCACAGUGCAGUACUCCGCUGGUGAUGAUCUCCUGUUUCCCUUCAAGUGUAGAAGCGAUGCCCAACAGCUAUCUUAUAUCUGGGCAAAUGAUGAGGGAGUAAGGGAGAGUCUUGGCGUUCGCAAGGGAACAAAGGGGGAAUGGAAAAGAUGUGAUCGCGACCUACCGUACGCUAGAGAUAUCACAAGUACAGUAGAGAUUCAUUCGAGGCUACGCAGACAAGGAUAUCCAGCGCUGAUAUACAGCGGCGACCAUGAUAGCAAGUUUCCCUUCGUUGGCACGCAAGCAUGGAUAAGAUCUCUUAACCUGUCUAUCACAGAUGACUGGAGACCAUGGCCAAGUUGCUGGGGUGCUGGGCAUACUGCUCCAGAGUACAAGCCCAAGGAGUGCCUCGAGAUGUUCGCAAGAUGGCUUUCGGGUGACCCUCUGUGAAUGGCGACCUCCGUUUGGAUGAGCGUGUGUCAGUACGUGUCUGUCGCAUCUAGACAAUAAAUAAGGUUCCUAGGUAGAACCAACAUUGUUUUGCUUGCUUGGAUGUACACUCCUUGCACAAUUUGGUCAUGUUAAGUUGUGCAGCUUUAAAAAAAAUCUGUGUGAGAAAUAAGUCAUAAACCUUAUUACUUCGCUGGGUAAAUCAAGUUAAAUGUACAAUAUUUAUAUUU